This is a messenger RNA of Coregonus clupeaformis (lake whitefish), 1327 nucleotides long. Its product is annotated as neuronal tyrosine-phosphorylated phosphoinositide-3-kinase adapter 2-like. The record is from RefSeq and is a predicted model, not a curated record. The transcript has 5 exons. Gene Ontology annotation, biological process: neuron projection morphogenesis; phosphatidylinositol 3-kinase/protein kinase B signal transduction. The coding region runs from base 569 to 1327 and encodes 252 amino acids. Lineage: Eukaryota; Metazoa; Chordata; Actinopteri; Salmoniformes; Salmonidae.
AAGGAGGAGCCAAGCAACCAGGGAGGGCGCUGGAUGCUCGCAGGUUGCCGUGACAGCACCACAGCCUGCUGUUUCUAGUGACGACUAACGCAAGAAUGUGUGUGAGGCUAUGCUGUGUGUCUGUGUGUGAGCUGUUCUAGGGAGGGGGAACCAGCGGCUGUCUGUAUCCAGCCCAGAUUGCAGCGUCCUGGGGGCCCCUUCUGUGACUGUCUAUCUGUCCGUCACAGAGGUUGGAGUUGGCCCUUGCUUUUUCACAACGCGGUACUCAGUCACUCGAAGAUGGCCAACCUCCUCCUCCUUUUCCUCCUCAUGCCUCCCUGUGAACUCCAGCAGAAGCAGCAGCAGUACUGGGCUCUAUCUUCUGUCAUGCUCUGUGCCACUGGGCGCUCUAUGGUGCUAAGCUCCGGGUGAUCCUGCUUACCCGCAGCUCAGCCCCCACUCCUCCCUCCUAGCCUGUGUGGUGGACAGGACUGAACCCUUGCCUGGUGUGGUCAUCCCCUAGGUUACCUUGGUCUGAUCCCAGCACUACCCAGCCACUUGCUUUCUGCUCCACUGCCAGUGAAGAACAAUGACUUCUCAUGUAGAGGAAGCAUCGUUCAGCAGGUUCUUCCAGUAUGUGGAGGACAGUGGACUCAGGGCCUAUGACGGACUGGUCAUCCAGAAUGCCUCUGACAUCGCCCGUGAGAGCGACCGUGUCCGGAAGGAGACCAACUGGGCCUACCUUCAAGAGAAACACGAUAAGAAAAGAAGACAGGAAGAAGCCAUAAAGAGGAUCGGUGAGGAUGUGGGGAGGGCGACGGAGGGAGGCUACGCAGGGAAACACUUCCGCAUGGGCUUCAUGACCAUGCCGGCGCCCCAGGACCGCCUUCCCUCCUCCUGUGGCCAGGGCUUCACUGUGCGUUCCCAGUCUCUACACUCCGUCGGUGGGGGUGACGAGGACGGGAGCCCCAACUCCCGUAAACAGCCCCCGCCCAAACCCAAGAGAGACCCCAACACCAAGCUCAGCAUCUCCUCUGAGGGUGUGAACUCUGGAUCUGCCUCCAGCAUUUGCAACAGAGACAACCUGGAAAACUUUGACCGUGAGUGGCCUGGCCUGUACGAACUCAAUGCAUGUUAUGCACGCUUUGACAACGACAACAUCGUGCCGGGUUUGAGGGCUGUCACCGACCCAGAGGAUUGGGUGAUCUCGCUCUCUGAGGCCGACGUGAGAAAUGUCUUUAAUCAGGUCAACACUCACAAGGCCGCGGGGCCAGACGAUAUUCCAGGGCGUGUUCUCAAAGCAUGCGCAGAAGAGCUGGCAGAACUCUCAGGCCUCAUGCCACAAUGA